AUGAGAUGUCUUCGUCGCAUCCUCUCCAUCUCAUGGACAGAUAAGGUCUCUAACAAUGAGGUACUUGCAAGAGCCAAUAUCCCCUCGAUGUUCACCCUGCUAGGACAGCGCAGAUUGAGGUGGCUCGGUCAUGUGUACCGGAUGGAGGAUGGGCGAAUCCCUAAGGAUCUGCUGUAUGGCGAGUUGGAAUCCGGUUCGAGGCCUAUUGGCAGACCUAAGCUGCGUUUCAAGGACGUAUGCAAGAGAGAUAUGCUCGCCACUGGCCUGCCAACAGAUAACUGGGAGCUACAUGCUGCAGAUCGGAGUGAUUGGAGGUCUGUGUGCAGUCUGGCUCUCCAGGCGGGAGAGGAAAGGCUGAAAGCUGAAGCCGUUGAUAGAAGAGCUAAGAGAAGAGCAGAAAUGAACAAAGCAACGUGUGUUCCAGUGGCAUGUGUCUUUGUGUGCAGUGGAUGCGGCCGUGUCUACCGUUCUAGAAUUGGGCUUUUCAGCCACGAGAGAAAGUAUUUGUCGCAAUUGCGCUAG
Messenger RNA from Pocillopora meandrina, 522 nucleotides. Lineage: Eukaryota; Metazoa; Cnidaria; Anthozoa; Scleractinia; Pocilloporidae. The record is from the annotation of a GenBank genome assembly.